This is a messenger RNA of Eriocheir sinensis (Chinese mitten crab), 1409 nucleotides long. RefSeq lists its product as uncharacterized. NCBI's taxonomy places the organism in Eukaryota, Metazoa, Arthropoda, Malacostraca, Decapoda, Varunidae. The coding region runs from base 126 to 1073 and encodes 315 amino acids. The record is from RefSeq and is a predicted model, not a curated record. The transcript has 6 exons.
CCAUGUGAUCAGCUUGUGUUAACCCGUCCCCUGCGAUUGGCACAGAUUUCCCCUUCACUGGUAGCCUGGUAACAUACACUCCCAGGUCUUUCUCUGCCUCUGUGGUGGAUAGUGGAGUGUUUCCCAUGUGGUAUUGGUGUGCUGGAUAUCCCUUCACUGGUAGCCUGGUAACAUACACUCCCAGGUCUUUCUCUGCCUCUGUGGUGGAUAGUGGAGUGUUUCCCAUGUGGUAUUGGUGUGCUGGAUAUCCCUUCACUGGUAGCCUGGUAACAUACACUCCCAGGUCUUUCUCUGCCUCUGUGGUGGAUAGUGGAGUGUUUCCCAUGUGGUAUUGGUGUGCUGGAUAUCCCUUCACUGGUAGCCUGGUAACAUACACUCCCAGGUCUUUCUCUGCCUCUGUGGUGGAUAGUGGAGUGUUUCCCAUGUGGUAUUGGUGUGCUGGAUAUCCCUUCACUGGUAGCCUGGUAACAUACACUCCCAGGUCUUUCUCUGGCUCUGUGGUGGAUAGUGGAGUGUUUCCCAUGUGGUAUUGGUGUGCUGGAUAUCCCUUCACUGGUAGCCUGGUAACAUACACUCCCAUGUCUUUCUCUGCCUCUGUGGUGGAUAGUGGAGUGUUUCCCAUGUGGUAUUGGUGUGCUGGAUAUCCCUUCACUGGUAGCCUGGUAACAUACACUCCCAGGUCUUUCUCUGCCUCUGUGGUGGAUAGUGGAGUGUUUCCCAUGUGGUAUUGGUGUGCUGGAUAUCCCUUCACUGGUAGCCUGGUAACAUACACUCCCAGGUCUUUCUCUGCCUCUGUGGUGGAUAGUGGAGUGUUUCCCAUGUGGUAUUGGUGUGCUGGAUAUCCCCUCACUGGUAGCCUGGUAACAUACACUCCCAGGUCUUUCUCUGCCUCUGUGGUGGAUAGUGGAGUGUUUCCCAUGUGGUAUUGGUGUGCUGGAUAUCCCUUCACUGGUAGCCUGGUAACAUACACUCCCAGGUCUUUCUCUGGCUCUGUGGUGGAUAGUGGAGUGUUUCCCAUGUGGUAUUGGUGUGCUGGAUAUCCCCUCCCAGGACUUUACAUUUUUCUUCAUUGAAUUGUAGCAGCCACUUUCUGAUCCACUCCUGUAGCUUGGUGAGGUCUUCUGGUAGGAAAUCCACACUGAAGGGGUUAUCCACUUCCUCGGCAGCUCGUUCCUAUCUCUCACAGUUGGUCAGUUAACGAGCAAUACAGAUGUUACGCAGAUUUUAAGAUAAUACCCUUAAUUUGCAGAACAUGGCUCCUUGCAAAACCUUAUAUUAUUUUACGAUAUUUGUUUUAUUACUCAUUUUAUUGUUGUAUUUCCUUAUGAGGCAUUGACAUCUUAGCAACGUUGGAGAAGGAGGAAUAAGAAAACGUAGAAGAGGGUGAGAAAGAGGAGGAAGAUGAGGAA